AGCCACAGCCAGUCAGUCUCCCUCCGGCAGUCAAAGGAGGAGGGUGUGUCGCUCCUCCCUCCACCGCACCUCAGAGGAUGCCAAACUUGCCUCGUGUUAGCGUGCGAUUCCUGGCGCUGCGGUAACCAACUGACCCUGGGAUACGAACUGUGAACGCGGCUUUGUUGGGGACACAAUGAAGCCACGAAGCCAGUAAAUAUAAAGCAAUGAAGUGAAGUUUAAUUAAUGUACGUGAUAUUGUGUCCAUGUACGUGAUUGGAGAGUCGGAGUCAGUGCGUAUGUACGUGUAAGGCAAAUUUGUUUGUCCGUACCAAAUUUGGAACGUCCGUGAAUAAAGGGGAAAAAAGUACAGUCCUUUCCGCCCGUGUCCUUGAUAUCAGCGCUCAAACAGACCACUAUCUUCCCUCUUAGCGUCACUGUAACGGAUGCCGCGAAUGUGACGGUGAUAGGGAGUGUGAGAGUGACGGGGAGGUGAAGUGCUGGGAGAGCGAAGGAGUGAAGGGGAGUGAAGGAAGGAAGGAGAUGUGAGUACCUGUUAUGAUCCUGUCCUUGCCCACAAACACAGCCCUGGAAAAUUAUGUCCAGGCGGCGGGCAUGGGCGGCGCCAGCUGGGUCAACAGUGGGGGUGAGUGGGCGGGGGAGGGGGGAGUGUGACUGCGCCGGCCCCCCUCCCUCCUUCACCCUGCCCCCUCCCCCGCGUCCCCCUCCCUCCCCCGAGCAGCCAUACCACGCCCCCGGGGACUGCGAGGCGCCCCUGACGUGCCCGAGCAUUCUUGGGGCGCGGGAGGACCAGCGGCCAGGGGGAACACGCGCCCCUUUAGCGGUGGUGGUGGUGUCCGCGGCAACGCUGGUGGUGCUGGUGGUGGUGGCUGCCGUCAUUGUCUGCAGGCUGCGUGGGCGUGGGCGCGCUCCCAAGGGCUGCACGGAGCUGAGCGGCGCCAUUAUUUACGAUGACCUCCCCUCGGCGCCCUCCAUCGUGCCUGCCCGCGCGCGCACAAGGUUCAAGCCGGUGCCCGUGGACGGUGAGAUGGUGGGCAUGACGAUGGGCGUGCACCUGUACACGCCCGAGCCACGCAGCAACGCGCCCUCAGAGCACCUCUACCAGAGCAUCUCCUCAGGCAGCGAGACGUGCAGCUACAGCACCAGCGAGGCGGCGGCUCACGACGGGCGGGCGCUGCUGCGGGGGGCGCGGCACCCCCGCGCGUGCACGCGGCGACACUCACAGACACGGACAGCGAGGAGGAGCCCCUGGCCGCCCUGGGGGUACUGGACCCCAGCGACACCGACACCCCCUCCCCCUCCCCCGCCCAUGUGCGCUACUAUUGCCCCUCCGCGCCGCCCCUCACCCGCUCCCCCGGCCCAGACUACGAGAGCGUGUACUACGUGGGCGGCGCCAGGCGCGGGCGCCCCCACACCCCCCAGCAGCGCGGUCUGCCCCCCCUGCCCUCCCGUACCGACAGGUUCCGCACCUACUUCUCCGUGGAGCGCGGCCACCACCGGCGGCCGCGGCGGCGCCCCCAGGACCGCCGCCACAACCUGCACCACAGCCACCCCCCAGAAGCGGAGCCCCUCUACGAGAACCUCACCUAGUGACGCCCGCACCCCAGCCCCACUCCGCACCCCUCCCCCACCCACCGCCAGCCGUGUCUGGCUCCACCCCGCCCCCCGGGCACCCCUCCGGCCACGGGGUGACGCGAGCAGCAGUGACGUGUCCGCGUGCGUGUCUGUGUGUAUGUGUGUGUGUGCGUACGAGACGCGGGUCCUGUGAUCUCAGGUGUAUGACAGCCAGGUGUGUCGGCCCAAGUGAUCCCCCCCGCCCCCCGCCCCGCCUUUUGUGUGGCGCAGGGAGGCAGUGCUCCCCGGGACGCACCAACAGACUCCACUUUCUCGUGAAAUUCACAACUCCCUCCCUUAGACGAUGCCCGUAGCGCGGCGUGGCGGGGCGGGGCGGGGUGCUACGGAGCCAGUGAAGCACAAGGCGGAGCAGUGAAGCACACACGUGACGCAAUGACACAGUGAACCGAACCAAAUGUGUAGGAAGGCGGCGAGGUCACGGGAAUCCCGAAACAUGACCUGGCGACGCGUGACCUCCCGUGACCUCACAAUGAACACAACCCCAGCGAACUCACAAAUGAACCACUGAGCCACCAGAGACAGUGAGCGAGGCAGUGCCGCGCUCGGGGCCGCGAAUCCCUGUGUGAGCCCCGCGAAGGUAAUCACAGGUGGCUAAUUGCAGGUGCUUAAUUGCAGGUGGUGCAGGUGCGUGGGAUUCACCUGUGCGCCGGAAAUUGCAGGCCAGGUGUGACGAGGACCUAAUCUAGUCUUCAGAACGUCCUUUAACUCUCACUCGCUCACUCGCUCACUCACUCAUCGUAGUUCACAGUAACAACACUACACCAUUCCACUCACUCACUCACUCACUCACUCAGACUUCCUUCAUUCAUUUUAGUAUGCUUUCAAUUCAUCAUUUCAUAUAUUUUUUCCAAUAUAUUACCGUUCAAAUAUUCUUUCUUUUAUUGCGUCUUUGAUGUAAGCCAUUUAAUUUUUCAUUGUUCUCUCAUUUAAUUAUUCAAAUAUUCUUUUUCUUCACUAUUUCAUAAUGUUAGUGUACAUUUUUACAGCAUUAUUUUUGUAUUGUCUUAUCUUAUUGCUGUAUAUAUUUCCCUACAAUAUUAUGAUUCACCCAUCCUAUUUUUUCUCGUUCCGUCAUUCAAAUAUUCUCGUAAGUAUUUCAUCAAGGGAUUCUUUUGACUAUAUAGUUCAAACAAAUCUCCCAUCUGCUAUCCACAUAAGCUUUAAAAUCACCUACGACAUCUUGAACAAUCAUCCACUUGUCUGAGCCAUUCCACUCCUCCGCUCCUCCACUUGCUCUACCUGUACUCUUCAUAACUUGGUCAGGUGAAGCUAUCCACUAAUUAAACUCCACUAGAUCUUGAUAAUUACCUGUAAACGCUUCAAAAAAUUAUCCACUUAUCUUAAUCAUUCCACUCUUCCACUUUUUUUACCUGUACACUUAAUUAUAACAGGUAAAGCUAUCCACUAAUUAAAAUCCACUUUGAAAUUAGCUACAAUACCCUAAAAAUUCAUUCACUUAUCUAAAUCAUUCCACUUUUCUCCACUUUUUCCACCUGUCCAGUCAAUAAUUAAGUGGACAGGUGAGCUUAUCCUGUCUAAAUGAACGCUCACCUCCCGGGUCAUGCCAACAAGUGUGCUACUCGUUAACAAGGUCACCUGGGACUCACCUCUCCACUCCCUCACCUGCACAAAAUCAUUUUUUUUUUUGUGUUUUUUAUUCGUACUUUUUAUUUUUUUUUAUUUUUUGCUUCAUUUAACUUUUUUUUUCAUUUACACCGUUUACAGUUUUAUUUGACGGUUCUUUUUUUAUAUAUAUUUUUCUCAUUUUUUUUAUUUCUUCAUCUUGUAACAUUCUCUCUCUCUCUCUCUCUCUCUCUCUCUCUCUCUCUCUCUCUCUCUCUCUCUCUCUCUCUCUCUCUCUCUCUGACUUUCACACUUUCACCUUCUGUUAAAGCACAAAUUCACAUACAUACAAACAAACAAACAAACAAAAAUAACCAGCCUACCCCUACCCCCUCUCUCCCCAACCCCCCACCUCCCUCCCAGGCCUACACAGCUUAAACUCCCGCCAGCUUACAAUAAAAAGUGUAGCCGAUAGAGCUUAAUGAAAAAAAUAAUAAUAAAUAAAUAAAUAAAUAAACACAGAGGCAUUCAGAUACUCUCUCUCCUACGCCCUACAAGUCAUUCACUUUAAAAAAUCAUCAUAUAUAAUUUUAAAAUGCAUUACUAACUCCUACGUAUGUUUGAAUUUUAUGUAUUUGUUUGUUUGUUUGUUUGUUUGUUUGGUAUUGUGUAUAUAUCAAUGCCUACUUGUUUGUUUGUUCGUUUGUGUUUGUUUGUUUGUUUGUUUAUUUGUAUGGUCUAUUAUUUUUUGUCUUUUUAUUUUUGUUUUUCUUUGUUUUUCUUUCGUUUCAGGGUGUAAUUUUUUUUCCUCUCUCUUUUGCAUGUUUUUCCUUCUCUCCCUUUUUAUUUCAUCUUUAUUCAUCCAUCUAUUUUAUUUGCUUCUUUCAUUUCUCUCGUGGUAUUCUUCCUCUUUUAUUUCUAUUCCAUUUUAUUCCUUUUUUUGUUCAUAUCUUUUUUUUUCGUUUUAAGUUAUAUAUUUUUAUCAUUUAUUUAAUAUUUACUACUUCCGAUUUAAACACAGAUAAAAUUUUACUCUAUUUUUUCUUUCUUUUUUUUUCGUGUGUAUCUAAAAUAUUCCACAUGCUUUUUAUUCCUUUCAUUUCGGUUUGUACUCCAAUUUUUAUCUAAUACAUCAUUUUUUUUUACUAUUUUUUUACUUUUUUAUUUUAUUUUUGGGAUUUCACUGCGGUGUCAUUUCUCUUUUCCUGCUUCACCUUUUUUCAUUCAUAUUUUUGCACCUGUGACAUAUGCAGGUAAAAUAUUGCGUUCUGUACAGGUACGUAUUGAUUGGUGGUGGUGGUGGCGGUGGUGGUGGUGGUGGUGGACAGGUGUGUGUGUGUAAUAAUGAAUAGCAACAAAAGGUGUGUUCGGGGAGAGGAGGGGAGGGGAGGGGAGGGGAGAGGUAGCUUAAAAAAAACAAUAGUUAGGAAUACUCAAAGUGUUAACUAAUUCAAAACAAUUCCGCGUGUGUUGCUUCCUUUGCAUUCAGGUAUUUGUGGUUUGCAAUUACUAAACACACACACACACACACACACACACACACACACACACACACACACACACACACACACACACACACACACACACAGGUGGCAACUUUUGAUGUCAUAACAAAGCCACUCAACUUUAUUUUUUAGGGUUUAAUAAUUUCCUAUCCAUUUUGGUCAUUUACCCCCUUUCCUCCCUCUCCCUCCCCUUCCCCCUCUCCAUCCCCCUCCUCCUCCUCCUCCUUUUCCUUUCCCCGCUCUUUGUGUUUCCUUUUCUCUCUUUUUCUUUCUAUCUACCGUUUCAUCUCUUCCUUCUAUUCUCUCCAUCUCUCUAUAUCCUUUCUCAUUCUCUCCCUUUUAUUUUCUUUGUUACUUAUUUCUCCCCUUUUCUUUAAUCCUCUCUUCCCUUCAAUUCCAUCUCUUUAUUUUUCUUCCAGCCUCCUUCGUUUUCCUUUCCCCAUCUCCCCUCUCCACUUCCUCCAAUUCUCCCCUCCUUCAACAGUUUUCCACCCUUUAUUCACCUCACUUCCUCUCAUUCUCUUCCUUCCUUCCUUCCUCCGCUCUCUCUCCCCUUCCAUCUAGUUUUUCUCUUCUGUAUCCCCUUUCAUCAUCUCUCCUAUUCCCCCCUCUCUCUAUCCCUCUUACCCCUCUCCCUCCCCUUUUCUCCCUUUGAUAAAUGAAUAAAAAGUGAAAUUCAUACUAAUUACAAAUUUUAAAUAUUU
Molecule: messenger RNA, 5407 nt
Organism: Scylla paramamosain (green mud crab)
Lineage: Eukaryota; Metazoa; Arthropoda; Malacostraca; Decapoda; Portunidae
Exons: 4
Coding region: 578-1768 (396 amino acids)
Source: RefSeq, a predicted model, not a curated record